UCGUAUAUUCAUUCGUGUCGCUGCUGUCGGGUUUGCUUUCUCAAACUAAUAUGGAGAACUUUAUCGUCGACCCGAAGGCAAUCGGGGCAGGUGCGUACGGACAUGUAUACAGAGUCCACUCUAAGGCGAACCGAGAGGAACUUUUCGCCGUGAAGGUGUUUAGGUCGAAUGUACGAGAAGAGUCGUCGUACGGUAUUUUGGAGUCUACCAUACGAGAGCUGUCGUGUUUGUUCGCGCUUCGAGGACAUCCGUACAUCGUGCAGAUGCACAAAGUGUUGUUUUACAAAGAAAAGUUGGCGGUGUUGAUGGACUAUUACCCGUACACGCUGUUUGGUGUUAUUACACAGCGGUUCAACGUGCCGAUGUCGAUCAUUGCGCGAAUCUCGCUUCAGAUAGCCGAAGCUCUCGCGUACAUGCACGACUUGAACUUGAUUCAUCGAGACCUGACACCCAACAACGUGAUGUUAACCGAAGACCUGACCGUGAAAGUCGGCGACAUGGGUCUUUCGCGCCACGUAACAGACUGGAUGUCGGGCGAAACCGUUACAAUGACCUACAGAGCACCGGAGCUCUUUACGUGCGACGACGAUAUGAAAUCGUAUACAAAUGCGAUAGACAUGUGGAGCUUGGGUGUGCUGAUCGCGGAGUUGGUGGAGCACAGUGUUUGGUUGUUUAAAAACAAAAACGUAGGUCGGAUCAUGUACACCACAGUCGGUGAUAUAAUUGUACGCGAUCAUUUAAACGACGGUUACGAAAUAGCAAACGGACCGGAGUGGCACCGCGUGCACGAAAACGUUUUUCUGGCACACCGCUUCAAUGUAUCGCUCAUGGUGCGAAAGUUCCGCUUGGACUCGUUCGACGUCGUAAGAAUCUCGGUGUCCGCCGAAGAUCAACACGGUGAAGAUACGACGCAAAUAACCGAUGCAAAGAAAAGCGAGAUGGUAAAGAUGUUUGCCGAGGGUUUCGUGACCGCCAUUAGAAAACCAAAGUUUAGUCCGGGUUGCGAUUGCGAGGCUUCUCUGCUGGAUUACGCGAACCCACGUGGGCUGUGUUCACCGGCGUGCGUCUCCGUUGCACAACCGCGCAAGAUACCCGGUGUGCCGGGCGUCGGCGACGAGUGGACGUUGGAUGUGGCGUAUGAGCAACAACGCGUCGUGGCGAACCCGGGCAGGUCGCUGUACGGGUCCGUGACGCCGACGAUCAGAAGGUUCUGUUCGGUGACCGCCGACGUAUUCUAUAUACCGGGUGGACCAAACAGACACGCAAACGGCGCUCCCGUUGACCUCAAACAAUGCGACGCGGUUUUUAUCGAGAUGACUUUAACGUUUGAGUAUCGACCGCGGACGUCGUUAGAUGUGUGCUACGACUUACGAGAAACGCCCACAUCGGGGGAUGAGGCGUAUUGUUUCGCGGCGCCGCGAAACCUGCGAGAUACGCUGGAAUGCAUUGAACAGCAGGAUUGGGGGACGCCGGGUAUGAGGGUCGAGUUCGCGGACGUUUCGACCGUUUCGAGGAUCGAUCAGGUGUCUUUGCUGUUGGAAUGGCUGAAGCGCAACAACGCGACCGUGCCUAAAUUCAUUAUAAUUGAGACCGGCGCGCUAUCGCCACAAGAACUGUCAGUUUUCGCUAACCUGAGCGAAAUACACGGACGGGACGUGGACUUUAUACCCAAUAUUAAAAUGUCCGCGGCGCAAGAGUUGCUAAACGCGCGAGAUUAUCAGAGCGACAAAGACGGUCGACCGUUAUCUAAAGCCCAGAAUGUCGCCGAAGAAGCGUUGACCGGCUUGGGUGAAUUGAUUUCGAGGUUUGGCGCGCGUUUAGACGUCGACAACGUGUUGUUGUCGCAGCGGUCGCGCUGCGACAAGUUGAACCUUGACGCGUGGCGAGCGGGUACGUACGUCCCCGACCAUCCGUACACACUCGACAUAACGGGUAUCGGCCUAAAGCCGUCCGGUUUGGUGGUUUUCGACGAGUUGCGUCGGUUGUCGGACAACCCCAACGGUAUUAUAGUUUCGAUACCUUCGUCCGGCUACGCCGUGUACGCGCUUUGUAAGUCACAUCCGCAACGGGUUAACCGUUACACAAAAACGAAUGCGGUUGCGUUCGAUACGACGGAGCUCGCCGAUUUUAUACAAGAUAUGGUUAAAUGGGGCGUGAGGAGUUUCGACCUAGGAUGUUUUGAAUACACGUUUGGAAAACCGGGAUCGAGCUGGGGUGUUUUACGAACGCUGGCAAGCGUCGUCGCCGCGGCGGGAGAGGGAAACGGCACGCUUCAUUAUAGAUACACAAGGAGAUCUCGGGUAGACUACGGUUUGGGUUCGAGGGCGCGCGUUGAUGGUUUGUACAAACUAGAAGCGGGUAUAUUCUUCCAAUCGGUCUCUCGCGAUACGCCCAACGUGAGGAGCUUCGCGUCCGUACCGGGAGCGCCCGACCUUCGAGUGGGUCUCUCCUCCGACGUGAACGUUGGCGCUCCGCUUAACCACGUGCUUCAAAGAACCGAGAACUUGGCGAGCGUGAAGAUUGUUCACAAUAUCCCAAGCGGAAUCCGGAGCGUAUAUUUGCAAGAUCGCGGAUUCACUCUGUUUGUUGAACCGGGUAUCGACGGAGGACAAAUAUGCGUACUGUACGCGGGAAACGCGUCAACGACGCGUGACGAUAAAUCGUUGCGUUUUGAAACGCACGAAAACGACGACGCCAUGAUACGAAGCGACGGCAAGGAUUGUGUGGCGAUCGCGUACAAAAACGUUCACCAAGCCGUUGUUACCGUACGGAGCGAGGACUUUCUCACCCAACAGAUCCUGGCGCACGUCGCGGAUGCGUUUAACCUGACGCGCGUGGAUGCUGACCUGCCGUCGUCUAACAACACGUUCUCUGUGCGAGACUCAAUCGGUCCGGCGGUGCACUCUGCGAUUUUGGGUUGCCUCAAGGGCUACGGAGAUUGUACGGAGCUGAGCGACUAUUCCGAAAACGGUUGGCCGAUGGGAGGUCGAGGACGGUUGCUCGACGCCGACUUCCUCAAUUACACGAACGACGUAUCGCUUCGAUUGCUCGUGGCGGUGGAGCACACGAGCGCGACCGCGAGG
This is a messenger RNA of Austrofundulus limnaeus, 3083 nucleotides long. The record is from RefSeq and is a predicted model, not a curated record. Lineage: Eukaryota; Metazoa; Chordata; Actinopteri; Cyprinodontiformes; Rivulidae.